AUCAGCUGUAGCCUCGUCAACUUUUCGAACCGAGUACCUCCAUAUCUAAAUUGUAUAUAAGAGUUCAAAUGGUCAAAUGUAGAGAAUAUGGAGCAUUUGGAAAAUAUGGCAGGUCAUUUCAUGAAUGUAGUCUCAACAUUGACUAUCACCUAAUAUAUUAUCCAGCUCAGUCAUCGACAGAAAUUGCACAGGAAAACACGUCCAUGUACAAGUUUCUCCUGAUCUCAAAUCGAUUCUGUUCGUCUCUAUAUGCACUGUCCACGAUGUCUGCCCUACCAUCCUAUGGAACUAUCGUCCCCCGCAGCCUCACCCCUCGCAGUCUCUCAACUGAGAAUAAAAUCAAUGUCAUCAUUGGCGUCUUGGCAAUAGUAGUUGCUACCAUAAGUGCCAUGAUAGCCUGGUCCACCUGGAAGCUUUCCCGGAGAAGGAGGAGGCUCUUGCAUGAUGAUACUGAGAGCCAAUCUAUACCGUUUCGGAACCUCAGUGGCGUUCAGGACUCGAGCUUGCCAUAUGAGUUUGCUGUAAGAUUUGGGAGGAGAAUGUAAUUAUGACUGGGUCGCCUUUCAUAAUAUUGAGCUUGGGGGCCUGGACAAAGAGUCUAGUAUAGGAGUCAUUAGUAAAGGAUACGGAGUAGUGGCGCAAUGUGGUGGAUUGUUCAUUGCAGACAGGUGAUUUGGGUGGUUUGUUUGUCUAUAUAUCUUCUAAGCGAGACUGCUUCCAAGUUGAGACAUAGUCUCACUGCCUCUUGUAUUGAAAUAGCCUCGUGGCCUGUUAUGCUUACACUUAUUACACUUUAGAACAUAGGAGGCUUCGACAUGCACUUUGAUAAACACGUAUCUGAGGACAGGACA
Messenger RNA from Cadophora gregata, 851 nucleotides. RefSeq lists its product as uncharacterized. Lineage: Eukaryota; Fungi; Ascomycota; Leotiomycetes; Helotiales; Ploettnerulaceae. The transcript is spliced from 3 exons. Bases 69 to 545 code for a protein of 158 amino acids. The record is from RefSeq and is a predicted model, not a curated record.